Messenger RNA from Culex pipiens pallens (northern house mosquito), 3679 nucleotides. RefSeq names its product nocturnin (gene cu). The record is from RefSeq and is a predicted model, not a curated record. NCBI's taxonomy places the organism in Eukaryota, Metazoa, Arthropoda, Insecta, Diptera, Culicidae. Gene Ontology annotation, biological process: circadian rhythm. The transcript has 6 exons. Gene Ontology annotation, molecular function: poly(A)-specific ribonuclease activity. Bases 1094 to 2800 code for a protein of 568 amino acids.
CGAUCUCAUUAGGCAAACCGGACUCGUAUCUCCCAGUGAGCAGUUUUACAUCGCGUUUUUUUUUCUUUACUCUUUUGUGUUUUUGUUUUGUUUCACUUGCUUGACGCUUUACUCCUUUUUUGUUGUUGUCGGUCAUUCGUCGAGCUCGUUUUUUUUUUUCGCUCUCUGCGGUAAUUGUUGUGUUUUGUUGAUCUUUUGUGUGUGACUCUCCUUAAGGAAACGAUCAAUUUUGUGGUUUUAUCAGAGUGGUUCCUGUAGGAGUUCGCGAUCGCGUUUCUCAAGAAGGAAGACUGAAGAAGAGCCCGACCGGCGUCGAGAGCUAUUUUUAGACCCGACUCAACGGAAGAGCCGUAAACCACAUGGUUGAGCCGGCUUUUGUUUGAUAGCGCCGACGCCAACGCCAACGCAGAAAGAGAGGUGUGUUCCUCAAGAAGACAACACGACCGGAUCGAAAAGCUUUAGCUCACGUCUCAGCGAUCGGGGCUCGGCACUCGGUUGAGAUUUGCGCAGUGAUAGAGACAUUGAUUGGAACUUGGGUAGACUGACAAGCUAGUGUUUUAGAAAUCAGUGCUAAUUAAGACUCAUUUAUAACGUUACUCUGUCGCCGCCACCUCGAUCACCACAACCGCCGCCGACCAUUCCGGGAGUGACUAACCUCAACCAUCCGCCGGGCACACCAUUAGACCGCGCCGAACGACCUUGAUCUUGGGAAAGUACCACCACCAACCGACCGUCGUUCCCCCUACGGCCGUUCCCGAAACCGGCUACGCGAGAGGGGGCCUGGCGGUUCUCUACUAAGCCGUUGCGCGAGAGAACUACGAGAGAGUGAGAGAGCGAGAAACUUAAGGUGCAAGUGCAGCCCCGUACGGAGAUUCGCGGGGGUCGUGUUUUGAUUUGGACUUUUCCGCGUUCAGUCUUAAGUAAAAGUCGAAACAAGGCGGUCAGGUUUUCGGGAUCGUGGAGAGAUCGUGAAAUAUUUGGUCAACAGAAGAAGACGUGUGAAUUAGUGAGAACUCGAUUGAUAUUUGAAGCCACUUCGGCGUAGGAGAUUUUUUGAACACACUUUUGAUCAGUGAUUGGUAGCGGAUCAGUGAUGAGCAGUGCGUCGUCGCUCGUGGACCUGCUGACCUGCGGAGGUCAGUUCGGCAACCAGCACCACCAAAAGCCCACCAAUGGGCAGGUUUCGCGCAUGGUGUCGGAAGAUCCGUACCGGGCCAACUGCCGGAAGGACUCGUCCGACCUCGGUCAGCUGGACUCCACCGAGGAUGAAGCCGACGAGGAAGAAAUCGACCUGAGCCAGUUCGCGGACGAAAAGCAAACCCGGGCCUACUUUCGCAAACGGCUCGCCAUCUUCGAGGCGUCGAUGAAGACGCCGGCCGCGGCCAACAGGCGCCUAGCGGCCCGCAAGAUCGAGAUGGAGUCGGCUACGGCCGGGGACUACGAGUGUAUUCCGCCGAAGCAGCUGCUCAUGUACUUGGUCAGGAUGGGUUCGUUCACGUCGGCGCCCCAAAUCAAGAACGUCGACUACCAGGACGACCAGCUGCAGAUCUCGGACGGGAUGUCCAUCCCGGACCUGGUCGAGUACUGCCGGAUCAUGCGGGGUGAGGACCGGCCCCAGCUCGUGAAGCGCAAGUUUCUGCGGCCGGACGAGCGCACGGGCCAGCCCGACCUGACCGAUGGCUUCCGGAUGCUGAAGCUGGACGCGAUAUCCAAGAGUGAGUUUGUUUUUGCGGAAAGAAGGAAGAAGACAGUGUUGAAUAAUGUUGCGCAAAUUUCAGAUUGUAGCGAACCGACGACAAAUCCAGCCCAGCUGCGGAUCUUCCAGUGGAAUAUGCUCUCACAAACCCUCGGCAUGCAUAACGAUGGGUUUGUACGGUGUCCAGUUGAUGCGCUAACCUGGGAUUGCCGGCGGUAUCAAUUGAUACAGGAAAUUGUACAAAACGAUCCGGACAUUGUGUGCCUGCAGGAAGUCGACCACUUCAAGUUCCUGCAGAAGAUCCUCGCCACCCAGAACUACGAGGGCGUAUUCUUCCCCAAGCCCGACUCGCCCUGUCUGUACAUCAACGACAACAACGGACCGGACGGCUGUGCGGUGUUCUACAAAAAGGAUCGCCUCGAACUGCUGAACCACUUUACGCGGGUCCUGGAAGUGUGGCGCGUCCAAAGCAACCAGGUCGCGAUCGCCGCCCUCUUCCGGACGCGUGACACAAACCAGGAACUGUGCGUGACCACGACCCACCUUAAAGCCCGCAAGGGAGCGCUGCUGUCCAAGCUGCGCAACGAGCAGGGCAAGGAUCUGCUCGGGUUCGUCGAUGCCGUGGCCGAGAAGCGACCUGUGAUACUGUGCGGAGACUUUAACGCCGAACCCAUCGAGCCGAUCUACAGCACGGUGUUGAACUACAAACCGCUCGGACUGACCAGUGCGUACUCGGACCUGUUGGCCGAGGAGGGCGAUCCGUCGUUGAUGAUCAAGGACCUCAAGUCUUUGCAGCACCAGUCCAGCAUCAGCUCCGCGCACAGUGUCGACGACGACUGCGCCAGUAGUAUAAGCGCGGGUGGCCGGACCAAGGCCGAACAGUCCGCCUCCUGCGAGCCUUCCUACACGACGUGGAAGAUCCGCGAGGAGGGCGAAGUGUGCCACACCAUCGACUACGUCUUCUAUUCCAAAGAGCAGAUCACUGUCAAAAACUGUCUCAUGUUCCCCACGGGCGAGGAGAUCAGCCCGGACCGGACGCCCAGCUACCAGUACCCGUCGGAUCACUUUUCGCUGGUGUGUGAUUUCGAGCUGUCGUCACCAUAAAACGGCUACCCAGCGCCAAGCGAGAAACACAAAACAAUGCUACACUACCGAGAGUAUCAAAUUAGACGUUUAAGAUUUGUGAAGAAAAACGAUGCUUUUAAGCUAUGCUUAAAAACGGAUACAAAAACCCAAUUAACAAACUGUAAGAAAAUCUAACCAGGACGAAAGCUUCCGUAAACAAUUACAAAACAAGAAAUGUUACAUUAAACAAAAUAGUAAUAGUGAGUAAGAUUAGUGGCAGCUUAAUUAAGAAAGAGAGAGAGCGAGAGCGAGUAAGAGGAUAGAAGUGGAACCGAUCAAAUCGGUUUCAGUCUAUGUUUCAAUUAUUGGAAGGAGAAGAAAGCGAACCGCGCGCGAAUGAUAAACUUGUACAGCUUGUGAUAAUAGUUGUGAUAUUAAGUGGCAAAGCACACACCUUCUGUGUUGAAGAUGGGUCAAAUCGGCAGAGAAGGGAAAUCGGGAAUCGGAACAGCUGAGAAGCGAAAAAAAAGUUCCAAAGUUUUUAAGUUUAAUUCGUACUACACAUAUCGGAUGAGCGUGAAUUGAUUUCAUUAGGUUAGACCAAGCGCCCGUGCUCUGAAACGGAGUGUUGAUUUUUAUAAAAAACAGUGCAACGAGCCAUAGCCAGACAACAACAUUGUCACUUUUGGUUUUCUUUUUUUAAUUUUCUCUAACAGGCUAAUUUUAGUGGAGGAUAGCGAUUUGGUAAGAGUGUCAUUCGUUGUCAAUUAAAUCGAUAGAUAGGUGUGGAUAAAAGGUGUCUCAAAACGUGUAAACAGUAAACUAUCAAACUAUCAGGCAAAUUGGACUAAACAUAUGUUUUAAUGUGGACAGUGACAAAAAUUCUUACUGGAAUAAAGAUACCAUAAAAACAAAAAA